Orbicella faveolata is the source of this 22626-nucleotide messenger RNA. RefSeq lists its product as uncharacterized. NCBI's taxonomy places the organism in Eukaryota, Metazoa, Cnidaria, Anthozoa, Scleractinia, Merulinidae. The record is from RefSeq and is a predicted model, not a curated record.
GCCUCAGAAUGUUACAAACAACAGUCUCUACACAAGGCUUCACGUUUCAACUUAUUAACGGCGUUUUACUUUACUUCUUUUUGGUUAUGGUCAAAAAACAUUUAUCGAACGUUGUCACAGCUUUUACGCGAGUAUCCGAUAUUUUUGGCGGAUGUUUUCUUUGCCUGUUUUACUUUCUUGGAUGGAAUUUUAAUUCCGCCAAAUUGUGCAUUCGAUUUUAAUUAUAUGGAAAAAGGUCACCGAUUCCUUUGUUAUUUAGUUGACCCUCUUGAGAGGUCAAUCAAGUUAAACUCUUUCGGCAAUUAAAAUAUAUUAAAUUUAAGUCAACACCUUGUUAAACAGGACGACCACCCGCGAAACCAAGCGCGUUGGAAACUGGUGCCAUUUAUAAAUUAACUGAAGCUCUCCCUCGCAAGAUCAAGGUGUUUUUAAACAAGUACCUUAAAUUACUUGGCCCACUUGUAUGUACACCCUAUACUAACGAACAAUACAAAUCCAGACAAAUUUUGAAGCUUGCAAAGUUUUGCUGUUGAAAGGAUGUUGCUGGUACGAAUACCAGUCUACUGUUACCCCUGCAAAACAAGUAUCUUCCGACGCUCAUCCAGAACUCUAUAAUAUUUUGUUUGUUUGUAGUAGGAAGGAAAAUGAGAAAAAGGACUAAACGACAGGUACAUCUGUGUGGCCAAAUUGUGUAACUCAAAAAAUAAAUUGUCUGCUUUAUCAUUCCAUUAUCGAAAGGAAUAAAAGCUACCUCAACUCUGUAACGGGUUAAAACUUUCGGUAAGGACACAAUUUACCACAGCGAUACCUGAACAUAAGAAGAUCUGAUAUUUUGAAAAACCCACCAUAAAGAUAAAGACCAUUGUUGCAAACAAUACUUCAUAGUUUUACUUCGAGGAAAUUAGUAUCUGUUUAUGUUUAGACUGCUUGUGAUGUACACUAAUCGAAAGUGUACAUAAACGUACGGUUGGUUUGCAACCGAUUCGUUAGUUAAUUCAACGAAAAUCAGUAGUUGCGAAAUAGAAAAUGACGAGUGAGAUUAUCAAAUACUUUACUUUAAGUCUAAAAUUGCACACAAGGGUUGCACUCUCCCAUAAUCAUAAAUUACCGUACCGAUCAGAAAAAAAAGACUAGUGGGCGGUCCAUAUGAUAAACAUGUAUACCCGCCUGCCCGAAAGAGAAAAUAUUGGUCUGUUUACGUAUAAAAUCGGUUAUGUUUACAAACAAAUCGAACCAAAGAACUCCUAGUUACUGAUAAGUGUAACCAGAAGAACAGCCUCUUGCCAUAGCUGGCUAAUAUUUAAGCAUGUUAUUUCUUCUUUCUUGGCUUAUUCACGUUAAAUGAAAUCCCUGGAGGCAAUAUAUGUCCAUUGUCCAUCAAAAGUUUUUUGCGCGGUGAGAUUAUUCCUCAACCGUGAGAACCAUGGCGCGCGUUGUCCUUCCCUUAGUUUUCCUUUAUUCAAAGGCGCCGCGCCACACGCUCGCAUUUCCCCUAUUUUGCUCGGCUGCUAAAAACGUUUCCAGCGGUUAAGACAUCAGGGAUGGAGCGGCGGACAAAUUCGUUUUCAGAACUGGAGAUGCUUUACGUUCUCAAACAACUUGUGCAGAGAACAUUAAUGAAAGGUACGUUUAUCUCGACCUAUUAACAAUAUUUAGCCUCCGAACGGUUCGGUUAAGCUUAAUUAAUUCGCAAUAGUGAUCAACAACUAUUUUCUCCUUACAAGAUCAAGAUACUGUCAGACGAACAGGUGACGAGAAUGGAGAAAAUCGUCAGAUAGAGAGGAGCGUGUGUCUAGAUGCGUCAGAAAAUUCUCACAGGUAAUAUUUUGAGAAAUGUACGGAAACCACUAGGGAGAAUUGACGUUUCAAUCGAAUUCGAUGAGCAGAUAUCAAUAUCAAUAAUAAGACAUCAAUAAAGCCGAGCAACUGGAGAUUUCAGAAAUGCAAGUAAAAAGCUAUGGUUAAGUUUAAUAGCAUGUGUCAUACAUACAGACAGAGGGAAAAACAUUCUGCGUAUGACAAAGUCGUAACAGAGUGAUGAAAAUGGAGAAUAAACAGUUUCGUGCAAUACUAGGAGGAGGAGGGGGCAGUUUACUAGUCCCUGAAUGACUGAUAUAUCGCCACAAAAUGGUUUAUGACUUUCCCUGCUUUAUAUUAUUGUAAAAUGAGUGGCAGUCUCGGAAAUAUGUUAUUUUUCAAGGGCACGUGAAUUGAUCGAAGGCACUUUAUCUCAGUUGUCUAAAAGACCUCACGAGGGUAUUUUCAAGUGUUUAUCUAACAAUAAGUUGAGUAAAAUCAUGGCAAAUAAUUUGAUGAAAAUGAACAUGUCGUGACAAUAUUGACAAGUUUUACCCUUACGGGCAAAUAUAUUUUAGCAAGGUACUGUGUAUUUAUCGGAUGAUUAAGAAGACACAAUGCCAUUUUCUAGAGCUACUCUUAUAGUUUGCUACUGGACAUUAGACCGUACACUUCUGGUCACCUGCUUCGCGUGUCCUUUUCAAACGAAAAUCUAAAUCAGCCGAAACAAAUUUCGUUUAGGGAGGGGAAAAAACAAUACACCCUUUUUAAAUUUACCUUGUUAGAUUGUUAGCAUUGCUGUUGUUGGCCACAGACUUAGCGACUUGGGCUUUUAUAGAUUAUUUUCCGCUAAUGGUCUGGUAAAUUAUCUAACUGAACAGGGUUAAAUAGAGGAACCAAAACGAAACAUGGGUGGUGUAUAUUGACACGUCCUUGUGCCCCGAAAUUGCCUUUCAACAUGUUUAACCAAGACCUGGGAGAUAUUCAAUUUUUGCCAUCAAAGGGCUUCACUUGAGGAGAAAGUUAUACAAAUGCUUUGUUUUGUCUUCCUUCCAACGUGACCUCAAUAUUGAUUGUUUUUGCUCGAUGAAAGUUCGUUUAACUGAAUUCCCGAUUGUCAAAGCAAUGUAUUAUAACUAAAUUAUGUUGGGCAAACAACUCUAUAUAUAAUUUUAAAUUAAAUCUGUUCCUGUAGUCAGGGCUAUUUUUAACAGCCCAAUUUUUGAUACAUUUUAAUUUUAAUUUUUGUUGAUAACAAACUCUAGUAAAAGCAUGAUAAGUAAAAUACACAUUUCCGCUGAAGUUUUUUCCUUAAGUGGAAAUAAAAACAAGGUUAUUGGGACUGUGCUUUUUCCGGUAUAAAAUUAUGACAUUUAAAUUGUUCAUUGAACUUAAGGGGUCACCAGCAUUUCAUGCACCUAAGACAGUGAACGUACCACUCAUAGUGUGAAAUUUUGAUUGCCGUAACGAAAAAACCUGUCGCCCAGUGUGCUUUUGAUUGGGGACAAACAGGUGAUCUUUCUGGUUCCAUGAGAUAAGACGACUUAAUCCAAAUUCCGCGCCCCUUAUGUCAUCUUUUUACUGUUCAGGAACCGGCGACAGAAACUACUUGUGAUGUAAUAACAAAAUAAUGGUUGGAGAGAUCGCGCUCAUUUCCUUGGGGAAGUUUUAAUGUACUAAAAAGCCACAUAAUGUUUGGCUGGUCGCCGCCAAAUAUUCUGGCGACUUUAGUACUUCUCAUAUCGCUUCUUCUUCUUUUUGACCGAUCGCCAACACAAGCCAAGCCGUACCCUAAACAGAAUAUUCUAAGUACAUAUACAGCAGGUAACCUAGGAGGCUUCAAUGAAGGAGAUUGGCCAGAACUUGUAAACUUUAAAAAUGGCCACUAUAUAGAGAGAGACAAGCGAAGUCCGACAGAAGUCGAGGACGAAUCGUCGAACGAUAGUGAAGGGAAAACGAUAAGUGUGAAACCUAGAAAAAGGCAAGGCAUUGAAACGCCCAUAGAGCCUUUGACUUCCGAUUCUGGUUUAGAUAAAGACACUUUUCCGCGCUUGAACGGUGAAGAAAAUGUCCGCUCUAAAGUGGAUCAGCCUGAGAGCGAAUCGAUUGGUGUCUCAGUUGAGGAGGAAAAGAAAGCUGUUGAUGACACAACUACCGACACCUCCACUACUCGACCUGUACAAGAAUCAGCAGAAAACGCCAAAAGCAGCAAUUUGAAAUCAGAGGAAUCAAACGAUGGACAGGAGAAAGAACACGAUUCUUCAACAAAGGAAAAUGUGAACGGUGUUCAAAUUCAACAGCACGAAUCUGAUCAUUUGAAAACGGAAGAUAAAGCUGAUUCAAGUAGUGCAAUUUUAAAUAACGAUCAAGCUACUGUGAACAAACUUAGUAGGAAUGAAGGAGAAAACAAGGCUGAAUCAAGCAGACCUGUUGAUGAAAAUGCACAAGUUCGAAGUGUCCAGGAGAGUGGUAAGCUCGGAAACGUUCCUAGUGACAAGAACGGAGUAAGGUUUCCUGGGGCUUCCCCACAGUUGGAUGAUAGCCAAUCUAACACGGGUAUCAAAACAAAUCCGCAAGAAACUCAGACGACAAUAGCAAGCAAUGUCAACAAACAAGUAAAUGUCGAUGCAAAAAUAACAACAGCCAAAGUUGAAACACCAGUCACAACAACUCCUUCAAAAGAUCAAAACACCGCAGCUCCUGCAGAAAGCAAUGCAGCAAGUUCAACAGCUAAAACGCAGUCAUCGUCCCAAGAAAACGCAGCAAUACACACCGUGCCCCAAAUGCAAAACGUACCGGUAGAACCAGUGCGAGACGCCUUGGGAAACAGUGGUUCAGAAAUUGUGACAACUCGUGGAGCAUCGGAUCUUGACUCGUACGCAGAAAGAGACACUGAACCGAAGCCGUCUAAUGGACCUGAGGUGGGGCAUUUUCAAGUGGAUGAUAAGUCUGCCGAUUUAGAAAUAAACGCAAAUUCUGCUGGAGUGAAAGUUAAAGCGAAACCUGCUUCUUUGCAGGUGGUUUCACGCCCGGGUUCUCACUCAGCGUCGGCGGGUGCACAAGAGCGAUCUUUGUAUCACCAUUAUCAUUAUCCACCCUAUCAUCCCCAUCACCACUGGUAUCCUGGCAUGCGAAGAUCGUACGGUCAUUUUCACGGCCACCAUUUUUUCCAUCCAUAUCAUUCUUUUCCUGAAAGACGUGGUUUUGAUAGCUUUUACGACGAAGCACCCUUUUAUCGCCGACAUAUGCGCUACUGGUACCCUCGCCGUCAUCGACACCAUUUUCAUGACUCUGAUUUAUACGAACGGUCGCGGAUGGAAGAGCCGGAAAGUUACCCAAAAUAUCGUGGACGGAGACGUCACAAAAGGCGUUUCAGGCACAUGAAUGGGCCGUAUAGAAGGCAGUUUUACAAUAACAUUCCGAUAAUGAACGGUAUGGAAUCGCCACAGAUGGGUAUGACACCAGAAGAGGGAACAAUGCCACAGCUACCUAUUGGGGGAGGAAUGCCAUUUACCCAACGGCAGAAUAUAAUAACUCCAAUGCCUGCACCUAUUAACAUCGCUGGAAAUCCACCUCCUGGACUACUCGGAGGAGUUAAUGCAGCCAACUUUGCAAUGAACGGACUAAACGGAAUGAACGGACUAAACAACUUCAAUGAAGUAGGUCAAAUGAAUAGCUUGAAUGCAUUUAAUGGAAUAAGUGGCAUGAACCGCAUGACCAACAUGGGUGCAAUGGGUCUUAAUUCUCUUGGACAAAUGGGAGCAAUGGAAGGCCUACCAGCAGGAUUCAAUAGCCGUAUGGAAGGAAAUGCAAAUUUUGGGGAAAUCCCUGGAACAGCUAGAGCACUAGGCACGAGGAACGCAAACACAAUGCCUGAGGCUCCACGGAUGGCUUUCAAGAAAACUGCAAUUCUUUCAAAUAUGAAGAGUAAAAACGCAACCAAAGAACAUACAAACGACCAAAAGAUGAAUCCUAAAAGGAAUUCCACAAAUGUAAACUUUAAGAAAACGCAUAGUACGGAAAGCAAGCACAAAGGAAAAGUGAAUAUUAAAAGCUGGGAGAAAACUUUGAAGCGAUAUCACAGACUGAACGUGUUUACGUCAAAGGCACAAGAACGACAUCAAUUUCGUAGAAAUGCUAAAUCUUCUGGGAAAUCAGAAACAAAGAAAAAAGAUGAAGAAAUAAAAAGAAAGCAUAGCGUAUCACAUCCACACACACAGCAUGCAAAAGACGUAAAAGGAAACCGGAAAAAUGCAAUUGUAAUGCAUCGCCCACCAAUCAUCUAUCACCCGCCACCAGAAAUUUACCACCGUCCUGACAUAGUCGUUCAUCGUGCACCCAUAAUGCUACAUCGACCACCUAUAAUUUACCAUCAACCUCCUGUUGUCGUUCAUCGACCUGCAAUAAUCUACCAUCAGCCACCGAUAGUAUUCCACCAGCCACCUCCAGUAGUCCAUCAGCCAAUCUUACGCUCACAUGACACGUGGGUAACAAAGCCGAUGGUGUAUCACACAGCAUCCAUGGUUUCUCAUGCAAAGACGUACUAUGGCAUUCCAUCUCAUGUUUACUCUGGUGACUAUGGAAUGGGGUGUCACGGAGCACAUUGCUCUUACAGGAAAGGAGGAGUGCCACAUGGCAAUACUACCCAAGUCAAGAACAAUACAGACUCAAAAGAUCAUAAAAAGAAAUCAAAACGUGACAGUUUUAGCGAUUACAUGGCUUAUUUUACCUCUUUGUGGAAACCUAAGGGGUUGACAAAAAGAGAAAUCGACGAUGGGUACGAAUUCAUUUCGUCAACGGACGGUGCCAAAGAAAAGUUAACCUUCAGAAAUACGAAUUUCGGGGAUGUUGAUAAGAGAGACACAAUCCCAGAAUAUCACAACUGGAAUCCAAAAGUCAAACGGGAGACUGAAAAAGAGGAGACAGAGGAUUCGAAGGACGGAACGCAAAAGAAGAAGAAAAAAGAUGUGGUGGUCAACCGUCCUCCUAUAAUCUAUCACCCUCCGCCAGAGAUUUACCACCGUCCAGACAUAGUCGUUCACCGUCCUCCUCUGGUGAUCCACAGACCACCUAUUAUCUAUCAUCAACCACCAGUAAUUGUUCAUCGACCAGCCGUGGUGUACCAUCAGCCGCCAAUUGUUUUCCAUCAACCACCGCCUGCUGUAAGUCAACCCUUGUUGUAUUCUCAUGAUUCUUUCACUGUCCAUCCUUCUUUCUAUGCCACGCAUCAUGGCUCCGUCGUACGCGACUUCGGACAUUACGUUGGGGUUCCAAAUGUCAUUACAAAUUACGGAAAUCCUCUAUUUGGAAGAGCACCUCCAAUAGGCAAAAGAUCAAAGAUAGAAACCUCACCUUCAAAAGAAAAUUCAACUACACCAAAUAACGGCAAUUCAACAGCAGCUGCGUCUAAGCGAGCGUCUUUUGAAGACCAUAAUAACAAAGCAAAGAACGAAUCCAGUGAAAAAGCAGGGAAGAAGAACACUGUUGUUGUCAGUCGGCCGCCAAUAAUAUACCACCCACCUCCUGAAAUUUAUCAUCGGCCUAUCAUUGUUGUUCAUCGCCCCCCAAUUAUGAUUCAUCGUGCACCCAUAUUUUAUCACCAACCACCUGUCGUUGUUCAUCGCCCAGCUAUAGUGUAUCACCAGCCACCCUUGGUAUUUCAUCAACCGCCACCCAUGGUUCAUCAACCAGUCCUGAAGUCUCACGACACUUGGGUUUCUCACCCUAUGGUGAUUCCUUAUUCCUCUCGGGUGUUGCAUCAUCACACAUACGUGGGUGUUCCAGAUGCCUAUACUGUGCAUCACUUUGGAGGACACGGGAACUCGUUUUACAAGUCACACAUCUUAAAACAUUCUAAAUCACUCGAGGAAGACGCAUCCGAAAGAAAUAAGAUAACUGGCGAGAACAACUCGACAAAACCAGAGAGAGAUUCGACUUACAAAAGCAAAGUUACAGCGCACGAUACAAAGCACAGAAUUGCCUCGAAACUGAAAACCAAAAAAUCUGGGAGUCAAAAAGGAGGCAAGAAAAAUGCAGUGAUCGUGCGACGUCCUCCAGUUAUUUAUCACCCGCCCCCUGAAAUAUACCACCGGCCAGAAAUAGUGGUUCAUCGCGCCCCUAUUGUUAUCCAUCGUGCUCCAAUAAUCUACCACCAACCACCCGUAAUUGUACAUCGACCAGCGAUUGUGUACCAUCAACCAGCGCUCAUUUUUCACCAGCCUCCACCGGUCGUACACCAACCAGUUUUUAGGUCACAUGACACGUAUGUGCGCAGACCAGUAUUAAGACUAUACGGAUCCCGAAUGCACCAUACGGGGCAUUUGUACCAUAUUCCACACGCUUAUUUCCAUGGACAUGGUGGUAUUCACUACAUGGCUUAUGGAAAAUCCAAGGUGCCUCAAAAGGAAAAUAUUCAAGAAGAAAAAGGAGACACAAGGGCCACUGUUAAAAGCAUGAAAAGAGACAGAAAGUCGGGAAAGGAGAAAAGCAAUAAAAAGACUCACCAUACCAGGCGAAAGCAUAUUGCCCUUACGAGAAGCAAAGACAAAACAGAAACUGGAAUAAAGCUACACAAGAACCAUGGCUCACCCUAUCAGGUUACUUACCAUAAGGCAAAAGAGGUUACAGAAAAAGCAAACAAAAAGAACUCUGUUGUUAUACACAGGCCUCCAAUCAUCUACCAUCCACCACCCGAGAUUUAUCAUCGACCAGAUAUUGUAGUACACCGUGCUCCAAUAGUGCUCUAUCGUGCUCCUAUUAUAUAUCAUCAACCACCAGUAGUGGUUCAUCGUCCAGCCAUUGUUUACCAUCAGCCACCAAUCGUUUUCCACCAGCCACCACCUAUGGUCCACCAACCAGUCUUGCACUCGCAUGAUACCUGGGUGACAAAGCCUGUGGUCGUUCCCUAUGCUUCACAUGUACGCCACGUGGCUACAUACAAAGGUGUGCCUCAUGAGGAAAUAUUUAUGCACGGUAUAGGUACUGGUGCGUUCGGAAAAUCACACGUUCCUGUAACAAGCACCCGAAGGAACAAGAUAGACAGUGUUAAAAGCAAAAACCAAACUGAAGAGGAAGAGCCGACCGACCAAGCUAAGAAUCCUGAAACGCAAGCGGCAGAUGAUACACAGCAACGCAGAACUGGCAAUCCCAAGCUUGGAGCAGGAAAGAGAAUUGUGCGAGCUUUGAGUGAUUCCUUGGUAGAUGAACAGUUGAAUUUUGAAGAGAAUAGGAACACUGUUGGAGCGGGUACAAGAAUUCAAAGAAGCCUUCCCAACUUAAUUCCAAUGUUCGGGCACCAACUGGCUAGUGCAUAUUCCAGUGAAUUUCCCUUGAAUCUUCAAGGGUACGAUCAGAUUUCAGAGGCAGCUGUAGGGGCUGGAACCAGAAUUCAACGAUCCAUUGACGAUGGCUGGAAUCCUUACAUAAAACCACACACCAAUAGUGUCACGACUCCAGUGGGCGCGGGUGCGAGGAUAAAGAGAGCGUUAGCAGAUCCGCAGGCACCAUUUGAAGACAAGAAGUCAAAGAUGGGCUCCAAGGAAGCUAACCAUCAAAGAAAGAGGAAAGAUGUCCAUAAAAAGAAGAAAGACGUAGUCGUGAACCGACCUCCGAUCAUUUACCAUCCACCACCAGAGGUAUACCACAGACCAGAUAUUGUUGUACACAGGGCUCCCAUUCUUAUUCACAGACCACCAAUUGUCUACCAUCAACCUCCUGUUGUUGUUCAUAGACCAGCUGUUGUUUAUCAUCAACCACCAAUUGUAUUUCAUCAGCCUGCUCCAGCAGUUAAUCAACCAUUACUGUUCUCCCACGACAGUUUUGUUGUUCAUCCAAUGGCGUUUGCCUCUCAUAUGGGUUCCGUUGUAAACGACGCUGGUCAUUACGUUGGCUUACCACACGGUGGUGUAACUAAUUUUCCUGGCUCCAUCCCUCACGGUCCAACGGGACACGUCUUUUCUGCAUUAAACUCACCCAACUGGGCAAGAAGAACUGAAGUUUUGAAACCACAGAAUGAGAAGCAUGCUAAAGGCGACAGCGCGAAGCAUGGAAAACAUCAAAGGCGCUCUAGUGACUUAAGGGAUGGCCAAAACGAAAGAAGCGCAAAAAGGAAUGAUAAACCAACAGAGCAGAAGAGCAAGUAUACCAAAGGUGAGAGAAAGAAUAAAGUUAUCGUUGCACGACCUCCUAUGAUUUAUCAUCCGCCACCCGAAAUUUAUGACCGACCAAAUAUCAUAGUUCACAGACCAGACAUUGUGAUACAUCGGCCUUCAAUUGUUUAUCACCAACCGUCGGUGGUAAUUCACAGAGCACCGGUGGUUUAUCAACAGCCUCCAGUUGUAUUCCAUCAACCAUCACCAAUGGUCACACAACCGGUAUACCAUGCCCAUGAUACAUAUGUCGCACAUGCUGUGUUUCACCCACAUGUGAGUAAUGUUGCGCACACUGCAACGUAUGUAGGAGCACCUCAUGUCUACCCUGGAUAUAAUGAUUACGGAUGGGGAUUAUCAGCACAUGCACCCAUCGCACAGAUACCCCAAUACGGCUAUGCAGCGAAUUAUCGCACAGUAUCUCCAACAAAUGGCUACUCUACGUAUGGACCUGCCAUUGGAAGAUCACAGGUAGAAAAUGGUAGACUCAAGAAGAAUAAAAAGAAAGAUGAAGAAAUGCACAAUAAAAAUUCAACUUUAAAACAGGACAAGAAGACGCGUAAAAGAAGAUCAGGACAAUUGAGCAAGCGCCACUUCCAUCACCAUCACUACCAUCACCACCAUCACCAUCAUCGGCACGGUCAUCACCAUCGCGGAAGUAAACGUUUCUAUCACCUCCGACCAAUCAGCUCUUUUGCUCAUCGAGGGCAUCGUAAACAUGUCGUUAUCAUACACCGACCUCCUCUUAUUUAUCAUCCUCCAGCACAAGUUUAUCGUCAACCAGAUAUUUUGAUGCACUUACCUCCACUGGUUUAUCACAGGCCGGCGAUAAUGUUUCAACAACCACCGACGAUAGUUCAUCAUCCUUCGAUAAUUUAUCAUCAACCUCCUGUUGUCUUCCACAAUCCUCCGCCAAUAAUACAUUCGCCAGUAAUGCAUUCCCACGAGAUUAUAACGCCUCACCUUCAGCACGUUAUGGUUCCUUCCACGUCAUAUGUACACCCUGCCGGGAAUUAUUUUGGGCCCGUUGUCGCAGGCCCAGCUUAUGGAAAGUCUCAUAUAGAGCGAACUGAUUCUGAGAAAGACCUCCAGAAAUCCAAGAGCGUGUCCCAUUUAGAGGGAAGUAAAUAUGAAAAUGCAAAGUUUGAUGAGAAACGAGAGACCUCUGGUACACCAGAAACAAAGACAGACAACAAAGGAUCAAAAAAGCAGAACGUCGACGUUGUAGUUCAUCAGCCACCAAUAGUGUAUCAUCCACCACCAGACAUCUUUGACAAGCCCGCUGUUGUAAUGCAUCCGCCUCCCAUGGUGGUCCGUCGUCCCCCUAUCCUCAUACAUCGAGCUCCUCUUGUGGUACACAGACCUCCCGUGAUUAUACACAGACCUCCUAUAGUACUUCACCACCCAACACCGGUGUAUCAUGUGGCACAUGGCCACUUUUUUAAUCCAAUGAGAUAUGCUAUGGGAAGGUCGACAAUACCAAAGACGAGUUCAAAGAUAUCGAGGUCAGAUAAACACAGCGCUGGACAACAUGAUGAUAAGAAAAGCGCGACAAAUGUCGCUCGAGAAAAAUCAAACACCACAAAAGGGGAACGAAAGAACCUUGUUGUUGUUCACAGGCCACCAAUGAUAUACCACCCACCACCAGAGAUCUAUGAUCGACCAAACGUUAUAGUACACCGCCCAGACAUUGUCGUGCAUAGACCAUCGGUAGUAUAUCAUCAACCUUCAGUUGUUGUUCAUAGGCCACCAAUAAUUUAUCGCCAGCCACCGAUUGUAUUUCACCAGCCUCCGCCAAUGAUACACCAGCCAAUUAUGCACGCGCAUGAUACUUAUCUUGCCCAUCCCGUUCCAGUGCCCUACACCUCGCAGGUCCAACACGCAGCAACGUACGUUGGAGCUCCGCACUUUUUCCACCAGCCGCAUUUUGGAGGUUAUGUGGGCCAUGUUUUUGGAAAAUCGGUUGUCGAAAAGGUCAAGAACAAAACGCUAAGCGAGGGAAAUGAAAAUAAGGGUAAAAAGGUAACUCAUAAUGGAGACAAAACGCAUACGAGGUCAACACGUGAUGCAGUAGGCGAAAAGAAAGCCAAUGAACGCUCUUCAGAGACUUCUACAGGUCUUAAAAAGAACAAAGUUAUUAUAGCUAGACCACCCAUGAUUUACCAUCCGCCACCCGAGAUAUACGACAGGCCAAACAUUGUUGUUCAUCGACCGGACAUUGUUAUACAUCGCCCUUCAAUUGUCUAUCAUCAAUCUUCCGUUGUUGUUCACAGACCUCCUAUUAUUUAUCGACAGCCUCCAGUUGUAUUCCAUCAACCUCCUCCAUUGGUUCAUCAACCAAUUAUGCAUGCUCACGAUACCUACGUCGGUCAUCCUGUACCAGUACCAUAUUCAUCUCAUAUACAACACACAUCUACCUAUGUUGGAAGUCCUCACUAUUACCCAGGUGGCUGGAACUACGGCUGGAACCAGUUGCACUCUUUUGGACCAGCCUACGGCAAAUCGAAGGUACCAACCAAGAAUUCUAAUUCCUCAAAACAUGUAACCUUAAAAUCAGUGCACAAAGAUAAAGUUAGACGAGCAGCCAAAAACGACCAGGGAAACAAUGACAAGCAAGCGAAACCCAAGUCAGCUGAAAAGAGUAAAAAGAAAAACCAAGUCGUUAUUCAACGUCCGCCCCUAAUCUAUCAUCCACCAGCAGAGGUGUAUCAUAAACCUGAUGUUAUAAUGCAUAGGCCUGAUAUUGUUAUUCACAGACCUUCAGUUGUCUAUCACCAGCCAUCCGUGGUCGUUCACAGGCCACCAGUAAUCUAUCAGCAACCCCCCGUUGUCUUCCAUCAGCCGUCCCCUAUGGUGAGACAGCCAGUUCUGCACGCACACGAUACUUAUCUCGCUCACCCAUACUUUACACCCUACUCAUCAAAUGUUUAUGAUGGUGGAAACUAUGUGGGCGCUCCUCACUUCUUUCAUAACGGAUGGGGAUGGGGAGGACCAGGCUAUGGUUUUGGUCACGCCUUUGGUAAAUCGAAGGUAGAAAAGUCUCACAAGAAACACGCGAUUCACUUAAAAAAAGGCAAGGGCGAUAUCAAAGGUAACAGGAGAACUUUAGAGAAAGAAGAGAAGGACUUGGAGGACGCAGUGAGAUUGAAAAACGAAACCAGGACGGCAACAAAGGGAAACAAAAAGAACCUUGUAAUAAUGCGUCGACCUCCUCUCAUCUAUCAUCCACCACCAGAAGUUUAUCAUAAACCAGAUGUUAUUAUGCAUAGGCCUGAUAUCGUCAUUCACAGGCCUUCAAUAGUUUUCCAUCAGCCUUCGGUUGUAGUUCAUAGACCUCCUGUGAUUUACCACCAGCCUCCAGUUGUCUUUCAUCAGCCUUCGCCCAUGGUCCAUCAGCCGAUCUUUCAUUCGCACGACACGUACCUCGCACAUCCACAGUUUGCACCCUUUACAUCACACUUGCACCACUCAGGGAGCUACGUGGGCGCACCACAUUUUUAUCCCGGUGACUGGGGAUGGGGAGCGCAUGGUUAUGGUGCUGGUUUUCAUCAUGCGUUUGGAAAGUCAAAGGUUGAAAAAGCUUCGAAACAUGAAAGAAAGACAAAAACUGAAAAAGAAACAGAAACUGAAGGAAACAGAAGAACGUUACAGGGCACAAAAGAAGUUACAACUAAUAACAAGUCUAAAAGCAAGAAAGAUGCAACUAAAGGGCACAAGAAGAAUUUAGUAGUGAUGCAUCGUCCACCACUUAUUUACCACCCACCCCCAGAAAUAUACCACAAACCAGACAUCAUUGUACAUAGACCGGAUCUUGUUAUUCACAGGCCAUCAGUAGUUUUUCAUCAACCCUCUGUCGUUGUACAUAGGCCACCGGUAAUUUAUCAUCAAUCGCCAGUGGUUUUCCAUCAGCCUUCUCCAAUGGUUCACCAGCCAAUCUUUCACUCGCAUGAGACUUAUUUUGCCCACCCACACUUUGUGCCGUACCUCUCGCAUUUAACGCACGCUGGUUCUUAUGUAGGGGCACCGCAUUUUUACCCAGGUCACUGGGGGCUACAUCAUGGUUUUGGACAUUUUAUGGGCCAUGCGUUUGGCAAAUCUAAAGUAGAAAAAGGAUCAAAGAAAGGAAAGUUUGAAACUAGCAAAGAACAAGAAACCGCAACUCCAAGCCACUCGGAGGAAAAUUCGAGCAACAGAACCAGAAGAGCCACAAAAGAACCUGAAAUCCAUGGAAAAGGUGGAGUUAAGAAAAGAGAACACAACAAAGACGUAAGCGAAAAAGCAGAAAUUAAAACCUUGGCAAUACAUCCACAAAAGGAGGAUAAAAAACAUCAUAAAAAAGGCCAUAAAAAGAACAUGGUAGUUAUACAACGUCCAACUUUGGUUUACCAUCCUCCUCCAGAAAUCUACGACAGACCAAACAUCAUUGUUCACCGUCCUGAUUUCGUAAUUCAUCAGCCAUCGGUAGUGUAUCACCAACCAUCAGUGGUUGUCCAUCGUCCCCCAAUCAUCUAUAAUCCACCUCCAGUAGUGUUUCAUCAACCUGCACCUAUGGUACACCAGCCAAUGUACACUGCCAAUGAUAUGUAUCGUAGUCAUCCCCAUUUUGUUCCCUAUGCCUCUCAUGUCAGACACUCCCAUACCUACGUUGGAGCACCGCAUUACUAUGCAGGAGGAUGGAGGUACGGUUACGGCUUUUCAGACAACUCAUUAGCCCAUGGAAGUGGAUGGAAUGGCUACAGAGGUCCAUGGGUUCACCCAUCUCCAUCUUACGGGACCAAUUAUUUUGCUCGUACUCAUGUUGCAAGUCGGAGAUUUAUGCAUGGUCCAUACUCCUUAGCAUUUAGCAAGUCCAUUGUUCAGAAGCAUGUUGAAAAACCUGACGACCCAAGUAAGACUCAAGAAAAUCAUGACAAGCAAAAGAAUAGUACACGAUCCCACCAUCCUGUACGUAAAGGAGAGAGACAUCCACGAUCAGCAGAGUCCAGAAAAAACGCUAGUAUAGAUUAUCACCCUGUGAAAAGCGGACUUCACAAGAAAAGGCAUCGGAAUGGCGACGGAGGGAAAAAGAAUCUUGUAAUAAUGAGAAGGCCUACGCUCAUAUAUCACCCACCUCCAGAGGUGUAUCAUAAGCCAGACAUUAUUAUGCAUCGACCUGACAUAGUAAUUCACCGGCCUUCUGUAGUAUAUCAUCAACCUUCGGUUAUGGUUCACCGACCACCAAUUAUCUAUCAGCAACCACCCGUGGUGUUUCAUCAGCCAUCCCCCAUGGUUCACCAGCCAAUAUUUCAUGCGCAUGAAAGCUACAUGGCUCACCCAACCUUUGUUCCUUACACAAGUCAGAUCCAACAUACUGGCACGUACGUGGGAGCUCCAACAAUUUUUCAUGGAGGGUGGAACUACGGAUACGGUCAUGCAUUUGGAAAAUCACAUGUCUUUAAGCAUAAAUCUAAGUCAGGGAAAAAGAACAAAAAGACUGAGAAGAAAAACAAAAUAGAGAGCACCAAACGAAAUAUGUUACAUCCUCAAGAAGAAAAAGAUGAGAAAGCAACAAGAAAAAAUGACAUAGUUGUUAGCCGUCCUCCCAUCAUUUACCACCCACCACCUGAAAUUUAUCAUAGGCCAGACAUCGUAGUUCACAGAGCUCCAAUAGUACUCCAUCGUCCACCGAUAAUCUAUCACCAACCACCCGUCGUUGUUCAUCGGCCGGCUGUUGUGUAUCAUCAACCUCCUAUUGUAUUCCAUCAGCCACCUCCCACAGUUAACCAACCUAUUUUACACUCACACGACUCAUUUAUUCUUCGCCCUGCUGCCCGAUUCUUGCCACAAGGUUCAACAGUCACACAUAGCAUGAGUUAUGUGGGAAUUCCAAACCAUGUAGUACACGGCGAUGAACUUGAUUUUCACCACUUUCAUCGAUCACAAAUAGAACAUUCUGGCCAACACAGAUCCUUACAGAAAACAUUCACAGCUCAAAUAGCGAAAUCAACAAUCUCAAAAACUCCCACAACUAACAAAGAAAACACUGAAACCACCAUCACUGAUCAAACACAGAAAAAAACUUUGCGAUCUACCGUUCAACACCACACACUAAGCAAAAGACAGCUUAUGGGUUCUCAUUCACUCUAUGGACCUGUGUCGCCAAUAAACGACAUUGAAGAUUUACAUAAAUCAAUUGAGCAGAAAGAAAAGCUAUCUACGAUACCAGGAAAGACCUCAAAUCGUCAAAGUGAAGUUGCCAAGCGUUCGGACGAAUCAAGUUAUGAAAUUACCAAGAGGCAAAUAAUUGUGCCAGAAUCUACUGAAAAUGCUUACCACAAUUCUUUACCCUCAGUUUACAACGCACUUGAUGCACCUGCUUUCCAGAAUCAAGUUUUAGCAGAACCUGAAGUGCUACCACAUUCAAAUGGCAUUAGAAUAGAACAUUUGCCUGGUUUUGCAUCCAGUUUACGUGACAUUCAAGAGCUAGCGGGAGCCGGAAUUGCAAGAUCGUCUUUUCCGUUAUCGUUACAGCAAUACUUGCCAACGACUCAGAAAGAGGACUCACCAGACGUACGUGUUCACGUUGAAACCACGAAAUCCUCCAUACCACUCAAGAAACGUGAAAAGAGACAAAUUUUCCCAAUAUAUCAGCAGCAAGGUCCUUCCCCACUACCCCGAGUUCUAUAUCAGCCACCGAGUCUAGGAGAUUUGGGAGUUGUACACGCUGCCGCACCUUCAUCUGUUUACAACCUAUUUAGUCCAUACCACCAAACGUUCCAUACCAUUACAGGUCCACUUCGUUAUUUGCCAUUUGCUUCGCAACUUCAUCACCGCCCCCACGUAAAUAUCAACGUACAGUCAGCAAGGUCAACUAUACCGGACAUGGAGCACGUACUUGAAAAGCGAUCAAAAGAAUCAAAAUCAAAGAGACAGCUUUUAGCCGUUGUUCCACCUAUUUCUGCUGGCAUUCCCCUGGGAUUACAUGGAUUAGAAGGAGCAAGGAUAAUGAAUAACUUUCUUCCGUACUCGCCUUACUCACCUCUGCCACGUUUUUUCUUUCCACCUUUGCCACAUCCUCAGGAAACUGAACCCGACGAUGCAAGUUACCCUGAAGCGCUUCCCUUAUUUCAUCUCCCUACACAACCCAUCCACAACCUAUUUAGCACAUUACCAGAAGACGAUGGCAGUGAGUCACCGACGCUUAACCCAUGGGCGUCUUACUUAAGUGCACUUUAUCGUAACUUCCUUGGAUAUCCUCUUUAUCACAGCGAUCACAAACCUAAAGUCCACGUAGACGUACAAGCAUCAAAAUCACAUAUACCCAAAGCCACUAAAAUGGAGAACAAGCAAGAUGUUCUUUCCCGACCACGUAUUUUCAAACGACAAAUAUAUAAUUACUUACCGCAUUCAGCACUAACAAGUCACUAUACCUUGCCCACAGCUUUAAAUUAUGGUGUACAAGGGUUCCCUUUCCAUCGGAACUCUCCUCGAAUCAACAUUAACGUAGAGACAGCAAAGAAGAAUGGGAUACCUUCAAUGACAAAAGAAAGGAGGUCUCCAAAAGUAGGUUAUACUAAGCAUCUUGAGGAGCAUAAAACUGGUGAUAAAAGGGACGAACUUAUAGGAGGUGGAGAGAAUGGUCAGGAAAUUAACCAAAACCAAGUUAACCCCGAUUUUUCAAAUGCACCAGAGAAUCAAUUUGUUGCUACAAGCGAAGAAGCACCACGUGAGGAGGGAGCUGCGUCAAACGAUAACGAGCAGCUCCAAGGUCAGAACGAGGCUGCCCAGCAGCAACAGUAUCCGGAAAUGGUUGGUCAAAGGCAGGAGCUACAACAAAAUUCAGUUCAGCAAAUAUCACCAUCUCAAGGCCAACCAAUGAUGAUACCGGCUCAAGCACAGCAACUUGCUUUUCGUGGAGGUAAUGUACCAUUGCGAGCACCAAUACAACAACCUUUGCAGGCACCUUUGCAGGCACCCUUGCAGGCACCUAUGCAGGCACCUUUGCAGGCACCUUUCCAACCACAAGUUGCAGUUCCUUUUCAAGGUAUGAUCUCUAGUGGCCUUCCGGGAGCUUCAGUUCUCCCAGUGUCUGAGCAAUCAGUUCCCCAGCAAGCAAUACAAACUGAAGAGGAACAACCAAAACAUACUACCAUUAAUGUCAAUGUCGCGGCAAAAUCAACGGUGCCAAAGAAACAUUCUAAAAAGGUAAAAAACACACUCCAUAAACGACAGUUUGUCGCUUCAACACAAGGUUUAAUCCCCGCCUAUGGAAUUCCUAUUCCUUACAACGGAGCUGCCCCGAUGCCAAGCAACAACAAUCCCCGUGUAUCUAUCAACGUGCAAACUACAAAAAAAUCAGCGGUGGAAAAAGACCACAACAAGCGCCAAAGCAUCUCACUGUUAACACGAUUUCCAGCUAUGCAAGUUCUCCCGCAGACUUUCAAGCAGAAUGGCAUUUUGAUGCCAGCGUUCAACACCUUACCUGUAAAUCAUAGAAUCAAGGCUAAUGGCAUGUUAUUAGAAGAGCUACAGCGACAAAGAAAAUACAAAAUUCCAAAAAUGGGUGACAAGAGGCAGACUGGUCUAAGAAGCAAACUCGGCCAAUCCUCAGAAAUGAAACAAAAGGAAAAUGCAAAGAAACGCCAAUUCUACGCAGUACCGCAAUCACCGUUAGCCGUUCAGCCGUAUCCAUUGGCUCUUCAACCAGCUGUCAAUCAAAGACCCCGAGUUUCAGUAAAUGUGGAUGUAAGCAAGAGAAAGUCUGCAUUCCCAGGAAGAAAACGUCACGGACCUUUAUCGUCUACAAGCGUAAAGCGGAGGUUGCCCAGCUUUGUUGAAAAACUUGAAACAAAGGAGAACUCGAAAUCAAAAAGACAAGUAUAUGGAAUGGAACAGCUUCCGCACAUGAUUCACCUUCCAGUUGUCAGUCCACCUCUACUUUCACAGGUCCCUUCAAAAAAUGAGCGACCCCGUGUGUCAGUCCACGUAGAAACUGCCAAAAAGAAGAAUAAACUAAUGAGCCAAAACGAACCGAUCAAAAAGGAAAGGAGACAAAUUUACGGCCUGUCGGAACUACCGCAUGAAGGGUUACCUUUCCCGGCAAUCAAUCAAGGUCAGGCCCUUGAAUAUUUGCCUAGCUCAGUGCACACUCCCCGCGUUUCUGUCAAUGUUGAGGCGUCUAAGCGCUCGGAUGAAGAAGGCUCGCAUGAUUUGAUCAGUAAACGUCAAGUAUUCGGUGUACAGGCACCUCCUGCACAGCCUUUCGAACAGGCUCAGGAACCCAUUGCAACGAUCAACGAUCAAGAACCACUACAAUCCGAUGAACCAGCACAAGGUAGUUUCUCACAGUCUCCUAUCCACGUUCAAGAGGAACCUCAACUAGAUCAGUUAUCAACGGCAGCUAUUAAUUCAAAUCCUGCAACACUUCAACAGCAACAGGCACAAGAACUACCUUCAGAUGCAGUGCCCUCUCAGGCAGGUGUAAGCCAGAUUGAUUAUGAACGCCCACAUGUUUCCGUUCAAGUGGAAGCAUCUAAAAGAUCAAAUGAUAAACGGAAAGCUGGCACUAUCAAAACUAAUUCUUUGAAACGCAGCAUGCCGCAACUUCACCAACUUGAGCAAGAACCUGAAGACUAUGAGCCCGAUGUGAAUGAACCAGAAACUGUCGCCAACACAGGUACUCUGCUCGGAGACCAAAGACCUCGCGUAUCUGUUAAGGUCGAUGUAGCCAGAAAGAAACAUGAUAUUUCAGGCACUACGUCUAAGAAAAAGAUUAGAACUACAGUAAAAAGGCAGUUUACGGUUCCAUUUAACGAAGGAUCAAAUACAAUUCAAGGCAAUCCUAUUCAAAAUACUCAAUUCCUGACGGGUGAAAACCAAGAAGAAAACGAACAAGGUGUCCAGCAGGUUUCCAUGCUACCACAACCUCAAUCUGAAUCGCUUGAACAACAACAAGAGCAAGAGCAAGAGCAAGAGCAACCGCAACCGCAACAGGAGCAGCCACUUGCAUUUGUACAACCUAUGCAACAGCAGCAAAUUCAACCGUUUCAAACACUUACGCUACCUCUAGAACACAAAACACAACCGAAAGUGAGCAUUAGUGUUCAGACAGCGAAAUCUCUGAUAUCUACAAAUAAUGAUCGUGGAAAGAGCUUUGGCCAUCAUAAGGAACAGACACCAGAGCGAAAAUCGAGACGCCAAUUGUUUGGAACCGUUCCUCUUCUUAGUUCACUAGGGCAGACAGCUGUGACUGGUAGCGUUAGUAAGGAAAAUGGAAGAUCAACUGUUCCACAGUCCACAAAAGGGAAAAUCAUAAAAGAAAAUCGCAUUCAAGCGGGUAGAAAAGACAAGCGUACUUGGAAACGUCAGCUAUAUAAUUAUCUAGGAGGUCAACAGGAACAACAAAUUCUGCCCACACAGUCUUUGCAAAGUAUCAGUGAACCUCAACAAGAACAGGCUUCAAUACAGCCCAUUCAAGCCUUUCAACAGGAUGCCGGUGCACAGCUAACACAAAUGAACCUUCCGCAAGCCUCCUUGACGCAAACAAACGACCAAGAGGCUUCUCAACCAUACCUGGCCCAAACUGAGGAAAAUCAGCAAGGUUCGGUGUUAACCACUCAACCUCAAGAAUCCUCUGUUAGCCCAAUUAAUACAUUUCAACGUCCUCACGUGAGCAUAAAUGUACAAACGGCUAAAUCACUCGUGCCAAACCCAGAAAGAAAGUUUCACAGUCAUGAACUUGAAACUAACAUGCCAAGAUCUCAUCUGGCAACUGGAAAAAAUCACGAAACAAAGAAAUUUAAAAGGCAGUUUGAUCUUCUUGGAGGCGGCGUUAUUGAAAGAAGACGAGGUCCAAAGUUCGUCCCAGAACCCUUAAAAAAACCACGCGAGGAGAACUUGUUUGGUUUGGGUAACAACCUUAACAAGCCCGUUGAAGUCUUCACAGAUCCGAUUUCAAACCUAGUUGCAGGUGGAGCUGCUGGAAGAAAGAGACCAAAGCUCGGAGGAAUACGACUUGACAGUCCUACUGGAGUUGGAGCUCUGCCGCUUAAAGGAGCCGCCAACCCUUUAGAAGGCACGCUUCCUUCAGAUUUAGGUGCACAAGCUAUACUUCAAGACAGUCCAGCAGAGACAGCUCCCCCGUUGGCACAGGAACCUGGAGUGACCAGUGAGCCUUUAUUUCGUCCACCUAGUGGUAUAGCUGGACCACAACUGGAUACACUAGAACGAGAGGGUGCAACCAAUAUCCCACUAUCAGACCUACCUUCAACUGGACCAGCUAUUCUACCUCUGCCUGCAAUCAAUAGGGCCUUUUUGAGAAAUUUACCUUUGCCCGCUGCACCGCUUCCUCAGGGGAACCCACUUCUUUUAGCUCCACGAAUGUUUCCAAUACUUCCUUUCGCACCCCCUAUGGCAGUUCCACCCGUGGUAGAACCUCCAGCACUGCAAGAACCCACACCAGAGCCGCAACAGGCCCCACCACCGUUAGCACCCAUGCUUCCACCAGUUAUUCCUAUGCCAGUUCCUAAUAUCGCACCGGUUCCUAAUAUCGCACCGAUUCCAGCCCAACCCAGCUUGUUUCCUGAACCAGAAGAGGAUAAACCAUCGGUGCAUGUUAAUGUGGAAACGUCAAGGUCCAACGUUCCUGUAAGGGAACACCACUCCACGCAGCACGCGAAUGGCUCAGCCAAUCGUAGCUAGGCCGGGAGUGAAAAUAGUGCUCGAGGGCCUGAUGUGGUUUUGCACAACAUACGUUAUCGAGAGGAGUAAAAGAACAAAACGGAAUGGGGUUGUGAAGCCUACUUAGGCAUGGAAUUUUGUAGAUACUUGCAACACCCUCGUGAUGAUUCAACGCCCGUUGCAAAAUAUAUUCUCUUUUCGUCUGAAAGUGGCUAAAAUUAGCUGAAGCAGCGUUGCGUGUAGCAGAACAUGGCUUGACCUUAAAUACAUUAAAUUGAACGAAUGAUUCAAACUUAUCCACCUUCUUAUGAACCACGAAAUGAUGACCAUGGCCCAAUCGACAUGGGGUAUUCGUGUUUCUGUCGAUCAUACUACCGAACAGUGAACAAAACGGAUCUAUUUCAAUGGUAGUGCAAGUUAUUCUUUCUAAGAAAGCGGAUAGAUAUUGAAGCGAAAUCAGUUUCUAGGAUUAGUAUUAUAACUGCCCACUGAAUACGAAUCAGUGGACACAGGAAUUUUUCUUUAAGAGCCAAUUUGCAUAAAACAAUCCAUUAAUUCCCUGGAACAAACCCAAGGGAAAAGCACGGUCUGAUUUUGUUUUUAGCCAUGUCUCGUCUACGGAUAUACAGCGAUUUCAAUUAUUGUUACAAUCAUCAGGCUAACAUCAUACAUGUUUUUCCUUAAUGGGCUUGUGUCCUGCAACAAAAGCAAACGGCAUUGUCCCAUGCAAAUUGGCUUUUAUAAUAUAAGUGAAUAUAUCUCAAAGAUUGCUGCUAUCUAGGAGCUAAAAUAAUUGUUUAUAUCCAGUUUGUUAUCCAAGGUUAGACAGAACGUUACCUGGAGUUGCGUCAAAUUUGCAUGAGUGAGAUCUCUUUGAGUUUUUACUGGCUCCUAAGUCCACAGAACGAUAACGUAUAUGAUAAACGCGAUAUGAAACAUCAAAAACAUUUUCUAUGAAUAAAACACUUUGAUGAAGUUUUGAGCCAUUUUAGAGACAAUUGUGACAAUAAAAAUUGAAUUUUAA